UUGGGAUUCAAGUCCGUCAGCCAGGGCGUCUCACCCGAUGAGAGGGAAAAUGAAAAGAAAUCAGCUAGAGCGCUCUGACUACCGGAUGCCAAUGAGUGGACACCGGUUUGUCAUCAGUUCCGAAGGCUUCGAAUGGCUCUCAAUAUGAUAAAAAUGACUCUCUACACCCCCAAGUAGGGGGCAGUCCUAGUUUUAUAAAAUGAACCUACCCGGGUUAAACCACGGACUUCUAGAUAUAUGGAAAUAUGGACUGCGAACGAGCUUGCCGGCCAAUCGGCCUGCUCUUGGUCAUAGCCACUCUGAGCCACUUUUCGAAUUAAAGUAAUAAAAUUAGAAACGUAGAUCUCUUCAAUUAACGGUCGGUCAAUUUUACAUCAUUUACAUGCAAAGUCGCUUGUUUCAAAGUUAUGUUGUUAAAAGCUUAUGUAGCUGACCAAGAGCAGGCCUAAAAUUCAAAUUUUAUGUAGUGUUUACUACAUAACUUUGAACAUGUCUCCUGAGUUCCCUAAGUAUAGGUUUGGGCUCAAACUUGGCUGAGUUCAUCUAUUCCACCAGACCUUGUGGUCGUAUGAAGUGCUUAUUUGGAAUAAGAUGAGCGGUUUAGGAGAUAGAAUAUUUUUGCUUCCGUUGGCAGUCCAUAUCUCUAGAAGUCCGUGGUUAAACCCAUCGUGGUCUUAUGCAGCCUAAUCUAAACGAUAUUGAACGAGUUUAAACUUAAUAUCUAAACCCUACAUCAAUUAUAUUGAGGUUUUUUUCCGCCUUUCUUGGGUAUCCAUCAACAUUAACUUGCGAUACUGGCCAGCAUAACUUAUCUGGCGGUCCCAAUUAAUGGGAGAUGUUGUUUCUUUUUUCUUGCUGUGCACGGUCCACCAAAUUGUGUCCUUGACCGGGAUCAAUUUCUCGACCCGCUCCAUCAUCGGAUUCGUGGAGUUGACCAUUCUCCCGCAAAAGGAUAACAUUCGCCACGUCCGAUUGAACGCCAAACAAUGUCGGAUCUACAAAGUGUCGCUCAAUGCCAGUCUGGAGGCGCCUUUCCAAUAUUUUGAUCCCACUUUGGAAGUGAGUCAAGGCGCCACCAAAAACCAGUAUGAUCUCGAGACAUUUUCCGAAUGCCAUUUGUCCGGCUGCAAUCUCGUGGAUCCCGAUCUCAAUGGCGGCGAGUUGAAUAUCAAAAUCCCAAGUGAGGCGUAUGCCCUGGAUUAUAUCGGGAUCAACAAGCCGCUCAAAAUUCAGGUGGAGUUCUCUUUGGUUGAACCCCAAGGCGGAAUUCACUUCGUCAUCCCGGAGAACCCGCUCCAGAAUUGCGAGGUGUCCGGCGAAGGUGCGGCCUCGGCUGCCGGCGGUUCGGCCUCGGCUACGCCCAGUCCCGCCUCCACCGUCAGUCUGGCCGAGCGUGGUGCCCACAUGUAUACCUGCGGGCACGAGAAUUCUUCUAGAUUGUGGUUUCCUUGUAUCGAUACCUUGAGUGAGCUCUGUACGUGGAAACUGGAAUUCACGGUGGACGAAAGCAUGACUGCCGUGUCAUGUGGCGAUCUCGUUGAGACCGUGUACACGCAUGAUAUGAAACGUAAGACCUUUCACUACGUGGUGGACACGCCUACCGCCGCGCCCAACAUUGCUUUGGUGGUGGGGCCGUUCGAGAUCUACGUGGAUCCGAACAUGCACGAAGUGACUCAUUUCUGCUUACCCCAUCUGUUACCCGUGCUCAAAGCCACCGUCCGAUGGGUACAUGAGACCUUCGAGUUCAUGGAGACCGUUCUGAACAGUCGAUUCCCAUACACCAACUACAAGCAAGUUUUUGUGGACGAAGCCUACACGGAUCACACGUGUUUCUCGUCGUUAUCCAUUUUAAGCACCACAUUGCUUCAUUCCUCGGCUGUGGUGGAUCAGGUCUAUGAAACGAGAAAGAUUGGUGCUCAUGCAUUGGCCUGUCAGUAUUACGGAUGCUUCAUUACCACGGAAAAGUGGUCGGAUUUGUGGUUAAGGAAGGGUAUAUCUCGAUAUCUGGCCGGUCUCUUUGUCAAGAAGUUCUUUGGCAAUAACGAGUAUCGGCAAAUGAUCCACCAACAAAUGGAACAAGUGAUCAAAUAUGAAGAAAAAUAUGGGGGCAUCAUCUUAGAUAGCAGUGUCCCACCCAAAAGCACAGUGCCUGCUGGAGCUAGAGGCGAGGCCCAUCGUGAGGUUCAGAUCCAAGAAAACCCAUUCGCUUUCCCACCGUCCAAUGUCAACACGUGCUCUCCCGAGUAUCUUGAGAUCAUGGCCCUGAAGUCUCAUCUCUCGAUUCGGAUGCUUGAAAAUCGCAUUGGAGCACAGCAAUUGCUCCAAGUGUUGAACAAACAAUUGUCCUUGGCCACGACCGCUUCUCAAACCAAAAAUAAUCCGGCUGCUUGGGACAACAUGGUCCUGAACACGUCCACUUUCAGCAAAUCCAUCUUCAUGGUCACUGGCAAGGACAUGAAUGUGUUUUUCGACCAAUGGAUCCGAUCCGGGGGUCAUGCCCGAUUUCACAUGGAAUUUGUCUUUAAUAUGAAGAGAAACACUGUCGAAAUGCAAAUCAAUCAAGACGCUGCGAGUCAAGGCAUGCGCGGGAUCCGCAAAUACGUGGGCCCGUUGACUGUGGCCGUUCAAGAAUUGGAUGGUUGGUUCUCGUAUACAUUCCCUAUUGAGAACAUCCAUUCUAAGCACGACAUCACUUGCCAUUCCAAAUCUCGAAGAAACAAAAAGAAGAAGAUUCCUCUUUGCAACAACGAAGAAGUCGACAUGGAUCUCAGUGCCAUGGACGACUCGCCAGUUUUAUGGAUUCGUAUUGAUCCGGAUAUGCAAUUAGUGCGAUCUUUGGACAUUCAACAACCCGACUUCCAAUGGCAAUACCAGUUACGACAUGAACGCGAUGUGACUGCCCAAUCUGAAGCUGCCAGAGCCUUGGAACGAUUUCCAUCAUUGGCCUCUCGCAAGGCCUUGAUCGAUAUGAUCGAGGAUGAAAAGUGCUUCUACCGCGUCAGAGGCUUGGCCACGCAUUGUCUGGCCAAAGUGGCGAAUUCCAUGGCCUCGAACUCGGAUGGACCUCCGCCUUUGUUGAUGAUAUUCAAGAAAAUGUUUGGCUCCUUUGCUGCCUCUCACAUCAUCAAGCAGAACGACUUUUCCAAUCUCCAAAGCUACUUCUUGCAAAAGGAGUUACCCGUGGCCAUGGCCAAAUUGCGAAACGUACAGGGAAUAUGCCCUCCUGAGGUACUAAAGUUUUUGCUGGAUCUAUUCAAGUACAACGACAACUCCAAGAGCAACUUCUCCGACAACUACUAUCGAGCGGCAUUGGUGGAUGCUUUGGGAGAAACUGUGACGCCUGUGGUGUCCAUGGUUCAAAAUGAGUUGGGUAGCUCGAUCACGGCCGAUUCGCUCUCACCGGACACGAAAGCCAUUUUGGAGGAAGUCACCCGCUAUCUCAAUUUGGAAAAGCUUCUACCCUCGUACAAAUAUACGGUCACAUUAUCGUGUCUGAAGACUCUUCGCAAGCUCCAGAAACAGGGCCAUCUCCCGAGCUCUCCAAUAUUAUUCAAAGACUAUGGCAAAUACGGUCAGUUCAUUGACGUGCGUUUGUCUGCAUUGGAGUGCUUUGUGGAUCAUGUCCGGAUGGAAGGAAACUUCAAGGAUAUCAGUCAUUUAUUAAACUUGGUGGAAACCGACCCUGAUCCGUAUGUUCGUCACAAGAUUUGUCGCUUUAUGAUCGAAAAUCCUCCCUUCGAUCGAGCACGACAUCACCGAAAUGACAAACCUGAACUAGUGGAACGGCUUUGGAACUUUAUGAAUUCGGGUUUCUGGUACGACAGUCGAUUGCGAUGCGACAUUGUCGACCUCUACUUCGAGUUGUACGGCCGCAAAAUGCCGGUUUGUAUCCCAUUGCCAGAAUUGGCCGCUCUUCAGCCUAAAAAGGUUGACAAGCCUAAAGGUAGUGCGAACAGAGAGAAGAAAUCCAGUUUCAUCAUUCCCAAGGCUGAGAAACGCAAAAUGGAGGAAAUCAUCCGCCCAGAUGCGAUUCCAGCCGAAUUUGCACACGCUCUCCCUCCUGUUAAUAGGGAAAUGGUGGCAGCUGACAUUCCGGAUUAUUUCUCAAUGGACGAUCCCGAGCCAGGUCCAAGCCAUCACGUGGGUCAGCCAGCCAAGAAAUCUCAUUUGGAGGUGGAAAAUGCUGCUGUGGAACUUGCUGCGGGAUCCGCCGAGCUCAGCUUGGAGACCAAAGAAAAGCACCAUAAGCACCGCAGAGAAAAGAAGAGUAAGAAAGAGAAGAAGAAGCAUAAGAAGGAGAAGAAAAGCAAGAGCAAAGAGCACAAGAAGAAGCAUAAGAAGGAGAAGAAGCACACCAGUGAGGACCAAAUGCAUUCGUCUUCAGUCAUGGGAAGUAGUGGCGCACACUCGAAAAUGAUGCCUGGAGGCAUGACUGAUGGAGGGCAAGCUUUGAGCUCGGAUUCAUCCACGCCCAGCACGGGUAAUAGUCCCAUACAUAGCACCAUGUAACAUGUUUACCUCUCCAUCUGUUCAUGCCUCGCUUAAUCCUAUUAUCAAAUAUAUGUGUACUAUAUUUCAGUAAAACUAAUGUUCCGUCA
Tigriopus californicus is the source of this 4598-nucleotide messenger RNA. RefSeq names its product transcription initiation factor TFIID subunit 2-like (gene Taf2). Gene Ontology annotation, molecular function: metallopeptidase activity; chromatin binding; transcription cis-regulatory region binding. The record is from RefSeq and is a predicted model, not a curated record. The coding region runs from base 829 to 4509 and encodes 1226 amino acids. Gene Ontology annotation, biological process: transcription initiation at RNA polymerase II promoter. Gene Ontology annotation, cellular component: transcription factor TFIID complex. The transcript has 15 exons. NCBI's taxonomy places the organism in Eukaryota, Metazoa, Arthropoda, Copepoda, Harpacticoida, Harpacticidae.